AUGCAAAUCUUCUUUGAAAUGAUAGUAUAAAGUAUUGCAACUUCGUACACUUACUAGAUCAAGAAUACUUAUUAAGUAAACAGAUAUAACGGAGGAGGCUAUAUGAGCAGAUAUGGUGGCUACUAUAAUAGACCUUACUCCAUUACCUACAACAAUUACUAUCAAGUUAAUAUUUACCAGAACAACUAUUCAUACAGACCAUACAACUCAUAUACUUACAGAAAUUCAAACACUUAUUACCCUGACUAUUACGAUGACGAUGAUUAUUAUGAUGAUGAUUGCGAUGGCUAUGAGAGUUAUUGA
Messenger RNA from Stylonychia lemnae, 303 nucleotides. NCBI's taxonomy places the organism in Eukaryota, Ciliophora, Spirotrichea, Sporadotrichida, Oxytrichidae. The record is from the annotation of a GenBank genome assembly.